Messenger RNA from Hemisphaericaspora subhashii, 825 nucleotides. Its product is annotated as 1-(5-phosphoribosyl)-5- ((5-phosphoribosylamino)methylideneamino)imidazole-4-carboxamide isomerase. Gene Ontology annotation, molecular function: 1-(5-phosphoribosyl)-5-[(5-phosphoribosylamino)methylideneamino]imidazole-4-carboxamide isomerase activity. Bases 1 to 825 code for a protein of 274 amino acids. The transcript has a single exon. The record is from RefSeq and is a predicted model, not a curated record. NCBI's taxonomy places the organism in Eukaryota, Fungi, Ascomycota, Pichiomycetes, Serinales, Debaryomycetaceae. Gene Ontology annotation, biological process: L-histidine biosynthetic process; L-tryptophan biosynthetic process. Gene Ontology annotation, cellular component: cytoplasm.
AUGACGAAAUUCAGAGGAUGUAUAGACAUCCAUUCAGGUCAAGUGAAACAAAUAGUAGGAGGAACACUCACUCAAGACGACGCAACCCCCACCACAACCACCAUAGAAAAUUUUGUCUCUAACAAACCAUCAUCAUAUUUCGCCAAUUUAUAUAAAUCAAACAAUAUUGUCGGAUGUCAUGUGAUCAAACUUGGAUCUAAUAUUGAGAAUGAUAAUGCGGCGAAAUUGGCUUGUAAGACCUGGUUUGAGGGAUUACAAAUUGGUGGAGGGAUUUCUGAUGUGAAUGCUUUGGAAUGGAUUGAUUGUGGUGCUUCACAUGUGAUUGUUACUAGUUGGUUAUUUACCAAGAAUUCUGAGGGAGUGAUGGAGUUUGAUUGGGAGAAAUUGAAGAAGAUAUCGAAGUUGGUUGGUAGAGAAAAAUUAAUUGUUGAUUUAAGUUGUAGGACUGUGAUUGGAGACGACGGCAGUAGGAAAUGGAUAGUGGCAAUGAAUAAAUGGCAGACAUUGACAGCUAAUGAAUUAUCUGGGUGUUUUUUAAAAAGAGUUGGCGAAUAUUGUGACGAAUUUUUGAUUCAUGCGGCUGAUGUUGAAGGGUUAUGUAAUGGGAUUGAUGAGGAUUUAGUUAGAAGUUUAGGAGAAUGGUGUCCUCAAGGAUUUGAAGAAAAGAUUGUCUAUGCUGGAGGAGCAAAACUGAUUGAUGAUUUAGAUAUUGUUAAGAGAUUAAGUAAUGGAAAAGUUGAUUUAACUUAUGGAAGUUCAUUAGAUAUCUUUGGAGGUAAAUUAGUUAAGUUUGAUGAGUUAGUUCAAUGGAAUAGAGAUCACUAG